Messenger RNA from Drosophila montana, 1358 nucleotides. RefSeq names its product zinc carboxypeptidase. The coding region runs from base 8 to 1300 and encodes 430 amino acids. The record is from RefSeq and is a predicted model, not a curated record. Gene Ontology annotation, biological process: proteolysis. The transcript is spliced from 5 exons. Gene Ontology annotation, molecular function: metallocarboxypeptidase activity; zinc ion binding. NCBI's taxonomy places the organism in Eukaryota, Metazoa, Arthropoda, Insecta, Diptera, Drosophilidae.
GGCAAACAUGAGGCUAUACGCGUUAUUUACUGUAAUCUUUUUUGUUGCCACAAUUAACGCGGCUAGUAUUUUUCAAAAAACAGAAAUUCAGCAAAAAGUGCGCUAUGAUAACUACAAGGUUUUUAAAAUCAAGUACGAAACCGAAAUGCAGCGACAAAAGCUGCUCGAUUUGACCAAAAUAUAUCAGAGUUUCCGAUUGUGGCACGAGGAUAGUUCUGAGUGUUAUUUGAUGGUCGCGCCAAAUGCAUUGCCAUUUUUCGAGGAAACAUUGAAAAGAAAUAAUGCUAGUGCUGAGAUCCUUAUUGCAAAUGUACAGGAUUUGAUCGAUAAAGAGAAUGAGGCGGAUGCAAGGGCUUCUGAUAAGUUCGGUUGGACACGCUAUAAUAGCUUGGCUGAAAUUGAUGCUUGGCUGGAUGAAAUACUCGCUGGCUAUCCGGAUGUUACUGAUGGGUUUGUCGUCGGUAAAUCAUAUGAGGGUCGUGACAUACGCGGCAUAAAGAUCUCAUAUAGAUCAGGAAACCCGGGCGUCUUCAUAGAAUCCAAUAUACAUGCGCGCGAAUGGAUAACCUCAGCCACGGCCACGUGGUUGAUCAAUGAGCUACUCAGCUCUAGCGAUGAUCUGGUGCGGGAUUUGGCCGAAAGCCAUGACUGGUAUAUUGUGCCGGUGCUAAAUGUAGAUGGAUUUGUCUACACCCACGAAAAAGAUCGUUUGUGGCGUAAGACACGUCAACCUUCGAACAUUUCCCAGUGCAUUGGCGUUGAUCCGAAUCGAAACUACGACUCGCAUUGGAUGGAGAAUGGCGGCGCUUCCUCGGAUCCCUGCAAUGAGGCCUACGCUGGGCCGCAUGCAUUCUCGGAGCCGGAGACGAAGGCCUUGUCGGAUUUUGUGGCCAGCAUCAAGGAUAAACUGAAUAUUAUGAUAGCCUUCCACUCCUAUAGUCAACUCUUGUUAUCACCUUAUGGGCAUACCAAAGACGAGGUCCCGGAGAACUACGAUGACCUAAUGCAAGUUGCCAAGGCCUAUAGCGAUACGGUUAAGGAUCUGCCCUAUGGCACAGUGUACAGAUACGGCUCGUCAGCUGGCAUUCUCUAUCCCGCCUCAGGCACCACUAUCGAUUGGGCAUACAACGAACAGGAUAUCAAAAUAUCCUACACCAUUGAGUUUCGUGACACCGGGAAUUUCGGGUUUGUACUGCCAUCUGCGUUCAUAAUACCCAAUGCCGAAGAGGCAUUGAUUGGUAUAAUUGCCCUACUGGCUGAAUCAAAAGAGUUGGGUUAUUUGGAACCCAAAUACAUAUAACCAUGUUGUCGCUUGGCAGGUAAACUACAAUAAGCAAAUAAAACAACGUUAAUUUAAA